Molecule: messenger RNA, 1736 nt
Organism: Cuscuta epithymum
Lineage: Eukaryota; Viridiplantae; Streptophyta; Magnoliopsida; Solanales; Convolvulaceae
Source: the annotation of a GenBank genome assembly
UGAGAACCCACCUUGUCCUACAAGCCCGGACGCGCAGUUCUUCCCUGCGACGCAGUCCUUGCUUUAAGUUUCUCAAAUAUGGAACGGAUUAGCUACCCAUUACUGAACCUCUGAACAGCAAAAAAGGUCGAAAGUCACUUCCGGCAGCAAUGAUUUGGCGGUUUAUUUUGCUAGUAUUGCUGUUAUCAGGGAUAACCGCACCCGCAACUUUAACGGCAACAAGAACAGAAAACCGGUCAACGGGAGAUGCGCGUGGCGUUUUCUGGCCUGACGCAGCGGCGGAAGCUGAGGAUGGAGGAGGCCUUCUCCCGACGGCCGAGGACGAGUUCUUCGGCGGCUUUUCUGACUUACAGGGAAUGUUGCAGUGGGCAAUAGGCCAUUCUGAUCCAGCAAAAUUGAAGGAAACAGCUCAAGGUGUUCAAAAGUUGUCUUCUGAGGAGUUAAGAGCCCGCCAAAUAGAAUUACAGGAAUUCUUGGAGAAGAAUAAAUUGCCAUCAGAUGCAAAGUUAAUGCAGAUUGCAAUAGAUGACUUGAAAAAUUCAUCCGUGUCUUUGGAGGACAGAUUUCGUGCUUUGAAUGAGCUGUUGGAACUUGUUGAGCCAAUAUAUAAUGCAAACGAUUUGCACACUAUUGGAGGCCUUACUGUUGUAUUUGGAGAACUUAGUCAUCCAGAACCAGAAAUAAGGACUCUUGCAGCUGAGGUUCUUGGCAAGGCCAGUCAGAAUAACCUGAGCAUUCAGAAGGAGGUACUUCAACUUGGGGCUCUGGAAACCCUGGUGAAAAUGGCAAAGGCGCGUUCUAUUGAGGAAGCUACAAAAGCACUCUAUGCUAUUUCGGCAUUAGUUAGAAAUAAUUUAGACGGCCAAACACAAUUCUAUCAGGAAGAUGGAGAUGCUAUGCUUAUGGAUAUUAUCAACAAUUCAACUUUAGACAAAAGGCUACACAGGAAAUCAGUUUCUCUUGUUGCUGACCUGGCUGAAUCUCAAUGGGGAAGUGAACGUAAAGAAAAGCUGCAUUUUUUCGGCAAUCGUUAUUUCUUAAAAUCCUUGGUUGAUUUAGUAGUUUCGAGUGACCUGGAUCUCCAAGAGAAGACUCUUUAUGCAAUUAGAAACUUGUUACUCCUACAAUCAACGGAUGGUGCGGUUUUCAAAGACUUUUGCAAAUUGGACGUGGCACUUGAACGGAUGAGACUACAGUUGCUGCAACUAUCGGAGGAAGAAAACCAUAGAGAGUAUGCAGCAGACAUGGAAAGUCUUCGGAAAGAAGUAGAGCAGACUAUGUUUCAAAAACUUGAGAAGGUUACCCAAGUUCCUUCGUGAUUGAGCGGUUUUGAAAUCAUUGCAUAAUUUUAUGUACGAGUGAGAACAUGCCUGGCACAAAAAGAGAAUCUUUUUACUCAUGAAUGCCAGAAAAAGAAGACAAAUUCAGCCUCGUGAUUCAGUAUAUAUAUUUUGUUUUCUGGCAAACAACUAUAGUACCGUUUGGUUGGGGAGCAUUUUUUUUGUUUCCUUAUUUCAUGUUCUUUUAACCAGACUAAUAUUUGAUAGACUUAAGUAUAUGAUGUAUUCGUGGGGGUUUUCCUCUAAUUUUUUCAAAAUAGAAUUAUAUAAUCAUUAAUUCAUUAUAGACACGAUGAAAGUAUUAUUUGUCCCUCUAAAGAAGGGAAGAGUCUUAUUAGUCACUACACAAUACGGUUGAAUAUCAUUAUGACUCGAUUUCUAGUGGUCAUUUUUUUA